AUGGAUUCCGUCAAAGACAAAGUCUACGUCAUAACAGGCCUCGGCGGAAUCGGCCUUGCCGUCGCAAAGCAACUCUACUCCCUAGGCGCAUACCUCUCACUAGCAGACAUUUCCGCAAAAACACUCGAGACAGCCGUGGGCGCCAUUUCCCCCAAUUCAACCUCCACAAGAAUCAUGACCACAGUCCUCGACAUUAGCUCGUCACCCGCCGUUAAAGCCUGGAUCGCCAGCACAGUCGAGCGCUUCGGACGUCUCGACGGCGCGGCCAAUAUGGCCGGGGCCAUUGGGAAGAACCACGGCGUGGGGCGAUUCAUCGACAUAGAAGAUGACGAGUGGGACAUGCUGGUGCGGGUGAAUUUGUCGGGGAUGAUGUAUUGUCUGCGGGCGGAGCUGCGGGCGAUCAUGGAAUCUGCGGACGGGAAGGGAAGUAUUGUUAAUGCGUCGAGUAUUCAGGGUGUGAGGGGGUUUCCGUUGCAUGCGGCUUAUUCGACGACGAAGCAUGGGGUUGUUGGGAUGACAAGGUCUGUGGCGAAGGAGGUUGGGCCUGGGAUUCGGGUUAAUGCUGUUGCGCCUGGGUCAAUUCAGACCCCUCUUUUGGAUCAGGCUGCUGUUAUUCAGGGAGGCUCGCAUGUGCCGCCUUGUGUCAUUCCUCGUGUUGGGACUCCCGAAGAGGUGGCGCAGACGGUCGUGUUUUUGCUGAGUGAUGCUGCGUCGUAUACUACUGGGCAAGUGUAUAAUGUGGAUGGUGGCUGGGACCCAUAA
Penicillium verhagenii is the source of this 762-nucleotide messenger RNA. Its product is annotated as SDR family NAD(P)-dependent oxidoreductase. Gene Ontology annotation, molecular function: oxidoreductase activity. The transcript is spliced from 2 exons. NCBI's taxonomy places the organism in Eukaryota, Fungi, Ascomycota, Eurotiomycetes, Eurotiales, Aspergillaceae. The coding region runs from base 1 to 762 and encodes 253 amino acids. The record is from RefSeq and is a predicted model, not a curated record.